Molecule: messenger RNA, 2235 nt
Organism: Solenopsis invicta (red fire ant)
Lineage: Eukaryota; Metazoa; Arthropoda; Insecta; Hymenoptera; Formicidae
Gene: PpD3
Product: serine/threonine-protein phosphatase 5
Exons: 8
Coding region: 271-1749 (492 amino acids)
Cellular component (GO): cytosol; nucleus
Molecular function (GO): protein binding; protein serine/threonine phosphatase activity
Source: RefSeq, a predicted model, not a curated record
CAAGCGGCGGUCGGCGGUGUGUAAUCACGUUGGGACGAAACGACGAGAGGCGCACGCUCUAACGAGAGAGAAACGCGAUCGACUGCACCUCGAUGCGCGAUCUCUCGUUACGCACGUUGCGACCGCGUGGCUCUGAGUGACUUCGAUCUCCCGUCGGUUUGCCGCCGUCAAGCAGCGUCCGUGAGCGUCCGUACCGAGGCUCGGCGACCCACGUACGCGAGUACCCACGCACGCAAGCACGCACGCACGAACGGACGCACGGUGGUGAGGAUGGGCGACAAAGGUAGAGGAGAUGUCGCGUCGGGAUCACCGGCGACACCGGAGGACGCGGCCAAGGCGGAAUUAUACAAGGAGGAGGCGAACGAGUACUUUAAGAAUCAAGUGUACGACAAAGCUAUUGAAUUGUAUACCAAAGCCAUAGAAUUAAACCCAUUAGUAGCCGUGUACUUUGGCAACAGGAGUAUCGCUUAUUUGAGGACAGAAUGUUUUGGGUACGCAUUGACGGAUGCAUCCACAGCCAUUGAGUUAGAUAGAAAUUAUGUCAAGGGCUAUUACCGGAGAGCUGCCGCUUACAUGUCCCUUGGCAAGUUCAAACUGGCUCUCAUGGAUUAUAAGACUGUUGUAAAAGCUAGGCCCAAUGAUAAAGAUGCAAAGGACAGAUAUAUGGAAUGUCGCAAGAUGGUUAAAGUGUCAGCUUUUAAUAAAGCAAUCUCUGUCGAGGAUAAAAAGAAUAUAGCUGAUACGAUUAAUCUCGAAGAUAUGGCGAUUGAAGAUGAAUAUACAGGUCCUAAACUGGUUGAUGGAAAAGUCACCCUGGAAUUUAUGAAAGAUUUAUUAGAGUGGUAUAGAAAUCAAAAUAAGUUGCAUCGUAAAUACGCUUACAAAAUCCUGUUGGACGUUAAAUCGUGGUUUAUGGCACAACCUAGCUUAGUGGACAUUACAAUCCCAGAAGAAAAGAAAUUCACUAUCUGCGGUGACAUACAUGGUCAAUAUUAUGACCUGCUUAAUAUAUUUAAGUUGAACGGAUUGCCAUCAGAGACUAAUCCAUAUUUAUUCAAUGGAGAUUUUGUAGAUAGAGGUUCUUUCUCAGUAGAAUGCAUUUUUACUUUAUUUGGUUUUAAAUUAUUAUACCCCGAUUACUUUUUCAUGUCGAGAGGUAAUCAUGAAUCGGCAACUAUGAAUCAAAUGUAUGGAUUUGAUGGCGAAGUCAAAGCUAAAUAUUCUGUUCAGAUGGCUGAAUUAUUUACAGAGGUUUAUAAUUGGCUCCCUCUUGCACACUGUCUCAAUCGUAGAGUGCUCGUCAUGCAUGGUGGAUUGUUUUCGCGGGACGACGUGACGUUGCAAGAAAUCAAAGAAAUCGAUAGAAACAGACAACCACCUGACGAAGGAUUGAUGUGCGAACUGCUGUGGUCGGAUCCGCAACCACAAAUGGGUCGAGCGCCCAGCAAGAGAGGCGUGGGUGUUCAAUUCGGACCUGACGUAACGCAAAAUUUCCUUAGGAUAAAUUCGCUUGACUACGUCGUGAGGAGUCACGAAGUUAAAAACGAAGGAUAUGAGGUGGGACAUGAUGGGAAAUGUAUCACAGUAUUCUCCGCUCCAAAUUACUGUGAUACUAUGGGUAACCGAGGUGCCUUUAUCACCCUUAACGGCAGUGACAUGAAACCUUAUUUCACGUCGUAUGAUGCAAUGCCUCAUCCAAACGUAAGGCCGAUGGCUUACGCCAAUUCUUUAUUAAAGUUUAUGUGCUAGUGGAACAUCUCUUAGGUAUUAUUGAAAAAAAGGAAUUAAUAAUAACUGAAAUAUAAGUAGUCCAAUCAAAGUGUGCGUAAUAUAUUUGAUACUGAAAUGGGGACGGUAAGAGACUUUAGGAUUCUCCCCAACAAUAAUUAUUAUAUUCUUUCUAGGAAGAUCACAAUGAAUUUCCUAUAUUAUAAAAUGUAUGCAGCGUGAAUGCAUAUAAUAUUGAUGGGUACAAAAGCGAAAAAGGUUUGCUUACUUUUACAACAGGCAAACAAAUCUAUCAGACGUUUCUUAUCUAUGAUAAGAAAGCACACGGCUCAUCAAAUACUAGCGAUUUGUGUUCGUUUGUAAUAAAAUGGCGCGAAGAGAACGUUUCUAUUUUGUACCCUCAAUCUAUCGCCACCUUGCUCGUUAAAGAUACGUACAAAAAAAAAAAAAAAUUAAGAAUUUUGAUCUCUAUGAUUCCACUGAAAUUUGAACUGUAAUCUAUUUAUA